CAAACCAAAAUGGUCCCUGUUCACAAAGAGUUGGCCGAAAGUCAUGAUUACGAACCAUCGGUGAUUAGACGAUUUCGGUUGAGGCGUGGGACUGGAACCCAUGAGCCACCCUCCCUGCACGCCAAGGUAAAAAUUGAGCUCAUCAUUUGGACUCGUAUUUGGCGGUGUCCCACAAAGAAGUGAAAAUAAAGCUGUUGCUAUAAAAGUGGUGCCUCCGACCAACACUCACACUCAAGUACCCGAGAGAAAAAAAGGGAAAACACAACAAACAUGGGCAGAAGUGGUAACUUGAAAAAUGCUAUAGUAGCAUUUCUUGUUCCUCUCCCUUCAAUUCUCUUCUAUCUUUAUUUCCUUGACCAUUUCCACAGUAAUAGCAGUUCUCUUUCUUCUCUUUGGUCGUGGUGCUUCCAUCACCCUCUCCUAUUAGCCAAUGUCUUCUUUUUCUUCAAUGUCAACGUCCUCUUCUGGACCAUCGGUCACAUCCAAUCCAGCGACUGGAUGAUUGAUUUGUAUUGGACUGUGAUACCGGUGUUGCUAAUUCAUUACUAUGCAACCCACCCUUCGGCGCAAUUUGAUGGGUUGAGAUCAAAGAUCGUGAUAGUUUUGACCUGGGUUUGGAGUAUUAGGCUGACCCAUAACUAUUUCAGGCGAGAAAAAUGGCAGUGGGGUGCCAGAGAAGACUGGAGGUUCGCUGAUAUGCGCCUACAGUAUGGCAAGCAUUGGUGGUGGAUUUCCUUCUUCUCUGUUUACUUUUCUCAACAGAUAUUUCUGUUUGGGAUAUGUCUUCCACUGUAUGUGGUGCACUCGGUUGAUGAGCCCAUGAAUAUCUGGGAUUUGGUUGCUGCUGGAGUUUGUUUGUGUGGCAUUGUCAUAGCAUACUUUGCAGAUACGCAACUGCAUAAUUUUGUGACUAGAAAUACCAAGCUAAAAGAGCUCGGAAAACCCAUGGUUCCCAACCUUGACCGGGGCUUAUGGCAGUACUCCCGUCAUCCAAACUACUUUGGAGAGCAGUUAUGGUGGUGGGGGCUGGUUGUAUUUGCAUGGAACUUGGGUCAUGGAUGGACCUUUGUUGGGUCUUUGAUCAACAGUAUGUGCUUAGCUUAUGUUACUGUGCUCGUGGAGCAACGGAUGUUGAAGCAAGAGUAUAGAGCUGAAGCAUACAGGUUAUACCAAAAGACAACCUCAGUGUGGGUACCUUGGUUCAGAUCUUCUGCUAUAGCAGUGAAGGAUAAGGAUACUUGAUCUGACUAUUUUUGUUUCAUUGAAACAAACAUCUUGUGUUAGUUGUUAUCCUUUUUAGCUAUCUAUUUGAGAGGGGGAAAAAAUGGUUCUUAUCUGUGGUAGUCAAAGAGAGAUCCCUCUAUCGCUAUGAAAUCAAGUAAAUUAUUUCUUCAUUUGUAAUAAAAACUGUUUUCAUUGUAUGACUUUGGCAUGUGCUUGUAAUAUCUAGAUCUGUAGGUCAUAUUAAUCUGGUAUGGUUAUGCUUUCUUUUUCCUUUUGGUAA
Messenger RNA from Gossypium arboreum, 1504 nucleotides. RefSeq lists its product as uncharacterized. The record is from RefSeq and is a predicted model, not a curated record. Gene Ontology annotation, molecular function: oxidoreductase activity, acting on the CH-CH group of donors. The coding region runs from base 271 to 1242 and encodes 323 amino acids. Gene Ontology annotation, cellular component: membrane. The transcript has 3 exons. Lineage: Eukaryota; Viridiplantae; Streptophyta; Magnoliopsida; Malvales; Malvaceae. Gene Ontology annotation, biological process: lipid metabolic process.